Messenger RNA from Rotaria sp. Silwood1, 1670 nucleotides. The record is from the annotation of a GenBank genome assembly. NCBI's taxonomy places the organism in Eukaryota, Metazoa, Rotifera, Eurotatoria, Philodinida, Philodinidae.
UACAUACUCGCCAAGCUGUUCGUUUAAUGAUAGACGAACAUGUACCCCAUACAUAUUGUUGGUCACCUUCGCUUGUUCCUAAACCAACUGAUUGGCCUUCAAAUAUUGAUGUAUCUGGAUUUUUCUUUCUUGAUCUUGCAACAAAUUAUAAACCACCGGAAGAUCUUAUUCAGUUUCUUGAAUCAGGUGAUCCACCAAUUUAUAUUGGUUUUGGUUCAAUUACUGGUCAUGAUUCUGAACGAAUCUUGCGAAUCGUAUUAAAAGCUUUAAUAGCUACUGGAUAUCGAGCUAUAUUAUCUGGAUUAGCUAAAGAAACUGAUGCACUGCCUAGUAAUGUAUUUCGCAUUGGUAAUUGUCCACAUGAUUGGCUUUUUCAACAUGUGGCAGCUGUAUGUCAUCAUGGUGGUGCAGGUACAACUGCAGCUGGUCUUCGUGCUGGAAAACCUACUAUUAUAGUACCAUUUUUUGGUGAUCAAUUCUUUUGGGGAUCAAUGAUUAGUAAAAGUGGUGCUGGUCCACCACCAAUUCCUGGUAAACGUUUAAAUGUGAAUGAUUUAAUUGAAGCAUUUAAAAUUGCACAUGAACCAGGCACACGUGAAGCUGCUCAUAAAUUAAGUAUUGCAUUUCAAAAUGAAAAUGGUUGUGAAGCUGCCAUUCGUUCAUUUCAUGCAAAUUUACCAUUAAGUAAAAUGCGUAGUGAUCUUGAAUCAUCAUUUGGUGCAUGUUUUCGAUUAAAUGAUUAUAAUUUACAAAUUUCACGUCCAGUUGCUCAAGUACUUCUUGCUGCUGGAGCUAUUAAAGAAUCUGAAUUAACAUUACUUGUUACUCGUGAUUGGAGUGCAUCUAUGUAUGAUGAUCGUCGACAUAUACCAAUACAUGGUUUCAUAAAACAUGGACGUGAAGCUCUUCAAAGUUUAUUUAUUGAUACGCCACAAGGUUUAAAAAAGGCAGCAAGUUCAAAUAGUUUAAUAACAGGUACACUUGAUGGUACAGAAUGUAUUAUUAAAGGUGUGGGGAAAAGUCUUGGACAUGUAUAUGUCGGUUGUUUAUCAUUUUAUGGUGAAGUAACAGAUGCACUUGAACGUGUACCCGAAUUAUAUGAUCCAUAUUUUGAUUCAGAUAAACGUAAAAGACCACAUGUAAAAAAUUUUAGUUCUGGUGCAAAAGCUGCUGAACUUUCUAUAUGGCAUGGGAUUAAAGAUGGUGUUAUUGGGAUUGUAAAUAAGCCUCGAAUAGGUUAUCAAAGACAUGGUAUUUUAGGUGGAGCAGCAGGUGCAGCUGCUGCGAUACCAAGUAUUGUUAUUAAACCUGCUGUUGGUACAUUGGCUUCAUUAACUUGGUUAGGUCGAGGUAUUUAUGCUCAAACUAAAAAUUCAUCACGAAAUAAAGAUGCAAAUUCAAAUCAUCAAUUAACAGUAUUACAUUCACCUCAGCAGAUACGAAGAUCAUCUGAAUCAAGGAUUAUGGACGAAGAUACGUCACUUGAAUAUCGAGCAUCAUUCGAAUCAGGCCUAAAAAUUGAUAUAUGUGAAAAAAUAUUAAAUGAAUUCGAACAAAUUAAAAGUCGAUAUACUUCGAAAAAUGGUAAUGAAAACUCAAAAGGAACAAAAAGGACAAAAUGUAGGAAAAUGUUCCAACGUCAACGUAGCCAUUCAGCAACACCUCAAUAA